Messenger RNA from Dermacentor andersoni, 2999 nucleotides. Its product is annotated as angiotensin-converting enzyme-like. NCBI's taxonomy places the organism in Eukaryota, Metazoa, Arthropoda, Arachnida, Ixodida, Ixodidae. Gene Ontology annotation, biological process: proteolysis. The record is from RefSeq and is a predicted model, not a curated record. Gene Ontology annotation, molecular function: peptidyl-dipeptidase activity; metallopeptidase activity. Gene Ontology annotation, cellular component: membrane.
UUUUUUUUGGUUUGCGUCAAUAGCUAUUACACGCUGGUGUCGUUCGUUUGUUUACAGCUUAGCGACGCGCGUUCCCGGGGGACCAAUGACCCGGGACAUACAGCUGAAUCUUCGGAGAACGGCAAAGAACAUCUCUGCAUGCGAGCUUUCUUUUUCCCCCGAUGUUCCUUCCUUUUUUUUUACUAAAGACAACGAUAUCCCGCGUUAGUACCACUCGAGUGCCAUCACGUUUAAAAGCGUUCCGCAACGCACACAUACUUCAGCCCCGCGAGCGAAGCAACGAAAUGUGCGCUGCCGCGACGGCUCGUCUUCCACCCUUAAUCUCAACACGGCGGCCACGCACGUCGCCGGAAAGGGUUGCGUCGCGCGAUAGGGGAGACCUUGGCGGUGCCUUGUGGCGACGGCCAGCUGAGGACGCGGCGUCGCAAUAAAGAUCGAAACCGGGCGGCCGCGAGCGUAUGUUGCAUGCCAUGCACGUACGCGCCAGCACGCGGUGACGAUAAACAAUUGUGAUGCGGUCAAGCUAUUGGCGACGGGUCGCCUACACGCCGAGGAGGAGGAGGAGUUUCUCAACGUGUAGAGGAAUCACAGCCGCCGAGUCCACUGAGUUCCUGUGAGAGAUGGCUCCACCGCAUCGAUGGAUGUGGCCAUGGCUCGCGGGCCUGAUCCUCGCAGCGGUUACGACCGAGUCCCACGGAGCUGCCAGGCAAGCUGUGCAAGGCGAUAACGAGGACGAAGAUCUGGCUGAGAUGUACGCCGGCUACGCAAACUAUCUCGUUACCCAAAUGUAUAACAGAGUAACCAACGCUGAUUGGAACUACGCCAACAACCUCACGGAGUACAACAAGAACAACAGCGUGAAGGCGACACUGGAGAUGCAAAAACUGGAGAAGGAAGUCUGGAAAAAUGUCACCAAGUACAAAUGGACAAAGUUCGAGGAUCCGGUGACGCGAAGAAUUUUCGAAAAGUUGUCAGUUCUGGGUACUCCCAUUCUGAGCGAUGACAAGCAAAAUGAGCUCCUGAACAUAAUUGCGGAAAUGCAAGAAAACCACGCUUCGGGAAAGAUAUGUCCUUUUCUCCGAAAAACUAACACGUCAGAGGAAUGCAACUUGUCUUUAGAACCAGAGAUCAAAAACAUCCUCAAGGACUCCCAGAAUUACUACGAGCUUCAGCACGUAUGGAACGAGUGGCGGAAGGUUGCGGGGAAGCCUAUGAAGGAGAGGUACCUGCGCUACGUCGAACUCAUGAACGAAGCAGCCAGACUGAACGGCUUCAUGGACGCGAGCGGUCUCUGGCAGGACGUGUACGAGUACGACGGCCUCGAGAGGAACAUGGCCAAGCUGUGGGAGCAGCUGUUGCCACUGUACCAGGAGCUGCACGCGUACGUACGCAGCAAGCUGCGUGCCAUCUACGGCCCGGACAAGAUUUUGGAAGACGGACCCAUCCCGGCACACCUGCUCGGUCACAUCCACUCGCAAGAUUGGAUUGCGUUAACCAAAAUGAGCCGACCAUACCCGAACAAACCUGCAGUUGACGUCACAGGUGCCAUGAAAGAAAGGAACAUGACGGUUCUCGACAUGUUCAAGAUGUCUGAGGAGUUUUUCACCUCGAUGGGCCUCCCACCAAUGCCUAAAACGUUCUGGGAGCGGUCGGUGCUGACAAAGCCGACAGAUAGAAAGAUUGUGUGCCAUGCUUCCGCUUGGGAUUUCUACAUCGGCAAGGAUGUAAGGAUCAAGCAAUGCACAGAAGUGAAGAUGGAUGAUCUGCUCAUUGUGCACCAUGAAAUGGGCCACGUUGAGUACUUCCUCAAGUAUGCCAAGCAGCCAGUCUUCUUUAGGACUGGUGCAAAUCCUGGUUUCCAUGAGGCUAUUGGAGAUACUAUUGCGCUCUCUGUGGCCACGCUGAAGCACCUGAAGGCAGUUGGCCUGCUGCAAGACAGAAUGGAGGACGAAGAAACGGACAUCAACUACCUGCACAGUAUUGCCAUGAGCAAAGUGGCUAUCAUCCCCUCGGUUUACAUUUUUGACCUCUGGAGGUGGAACGUGUUCAAGGGCAACUACAAGUCGGAAGACUACAACAAGGCUUGGUGGACCCUGCUACUGAAUUACCAAGGAAUUUGUCCUGGUGUCCCACGAGCCCUGGAUGACUUCGACCCACCAUCGAAAUACCACAUAUCUGCCAACGUACGAUACAUAAGGUACUUUGCAAGCAUCGUGUUGCAGUUCCAGUUCUACAAGGCACUUUGUGAAGAAGCCAAUCACACUGGCCCAUUGUACAAGUGUGACUUCUACAGGUCGAAAGAAGCAGGAAAAUUAUUUGGAGAUGUAAUGGAGCUGGGAUAUUCCAAACCAUGGCCGGAAGCCUUGGCCAUGCUAACCAAAGGCAGGACGAGAGAAAUGGAUGCCAGUGCACUAUUGGAGUACUUCGAACCACUCUAUCUAUGGCUCAAGGAGUACAACAAGGGAACAUACGUUGGCUGGAGGAACGACAACCCGACUUCUUGCCCAACAGCUACGAGAAUCUGCCCUAGAAAGAGAGAAGGCAAAGACAGGAAAGUCAGGGAGGUCAACCAGAAGAAAAUCCGGAGGUCAACCAGAAGAGCACCUAGAAAGUAUAAAUAAGCAGGGGCUCAACACCCCAGUUACCUGUUUAAGUGAUUUGCUUUGCGGUCUACAUUUCGAGAUCUAUAAAGCUUAAGCGUUAUGAUUCAUAAGCAUUAUGAUUCCAAAUGAGGCCUGCUACUUUUGCAUUUAUACAACACUUCUUUGCCAAAGUAGUGCUUUCAGCAGUAACUGUGUAACAUGUCCUCCUAGGAUAAGACUACGCGAACAUCGUAGAACAUUGUGGAGUUUAGUGCCCCGAAACUGCAUAAGGUGUUAUCAGCGGCGCCUGAGCGAGGGGAACUCCGGAGUAAUUUUGAUCACCUGGAGUUCUUUAAAGGGACACUAAAGAGAAACAUUACAUGUGUUUAGACGAAUAAAGUAUCAUUUAGAAACUUG